UCAAUGAGCAUGAGGUGGUGACUCUGUUUCUUCAACAACCUUUUUGGUGCACAGUACUCUACAGUCAAUAAACUUCAACUAAGCGAGUGCUUUUGAAGACCAGUAAAUGCUAACCAUGUCCCCCUACUUCAUUGCAAGGACAUGACUACAUGCAUGCUUGUCCUGUCACUGGCUGGGGCAAUUGAUCGAACGCCUGUCUUGCAUUGCAACCACAUGCUUGUGUAGCUUUCUAGGCAGGUCCACUUAAGAGGGUGAUGGAUCUGAGCUCCAUCAUCUCCAGAAGUCCGCUUCUUACAUACCUUACAGUUUACCAUCUUCAUCUCCUAGCAAAGCACUGCCGCACUCAUAAUCAGUCAAUUUCUCGUUUUCCUGCGAUCGUGUUCUUUGAUUUAUUGAGUGCCUCCACAACAGCUGCAACGCAUGAAUGCUUGCACUCAAUCUUUCUCCUUUUGAUCACAGAGGAGUGCCUUGGUGUCUCAAAUGGCUUGCUUCUUCAUGAGAGAUCAAUGAUGACGAUGAACUUUCAAGCUUUUGGAGGUUCUGCACCAAUCAUGAUGCUCCCAGUACUCUGAAUCCUCGAUAUGCUUUCUGUUCUUCGAUCAAUCCAACACUAUCAAGCCUAUAAACGAUAUGUUCUUCCUUCGACUGUACUGCACGACCACUGAGCACCUCGCAUCUCUCACUGCUUUGAGUUCCACUAGACUAUAUCCUGUCUUCUAGUCUUCCCUCUUCAUCCGAAUCCACAGAUAAUAACCAGAAGACGUAAGCAGCAUGACCUCCUCUGCUUCUGGUUCUCAAUCCUUUCUUCUGUUUCUGUUCCUUUGUCUUCUGCAACCCUUCACCUCCGAUUCCCACAGAGUAGCAACGACGACAAAUCCCACUGCUUCGAAGGUGCCAUCUUUGUCCCUUGUGCUACCACUUACAGUUCAAAAGGUGCCAUCUUUGUCGCUCCCCACGCCACCCAACAAGCUCCUCUUCCACCACAAUGUCAGCCUCACCGUGCCCCUCGCCGUCGGCACGCCGCCGCAGAACGUGACCAUGGUGCUCGACACCGGCAGCGAGCUGUCCUGGCUCCUCUGCAACUCCUCCUCCGCCGCCGCGUUGUCCUUCGACCCCCAGUGCUCGUCUUCCUACUAUCCCGUUCCCUGCUCCUCACCGGCUUGCAGCGACCGCGGCCGCGACCUCCCCAUGCCGCCCGUCUGCGACGCCUCCUCCACUGCCGGUUUCUGCCACUUUUACCUCUCUUACACUGACGCUUCCACAGCCGAGGGCGUCCUCGCUACCGACUCCUUCCUCUUGGGCAGCUCUUCCCCCGUGCCCACCGUCUUUGGAUGCGUGGCUUCCACCUACUCCUCCGCCGGUGGCGACACUGAUGCCGCAGGGCUGCUUGGCAUGAACAGGGGAUCCCUUUCCUUCGUGAACCAGAGCGGCAUCCGCCGAUUCUCCUACUGCAUCCCGGACGACGACGCCUCCGGCGUGCUCGUCCUCGGCGACGCCGAGCCCCCUUUCCCACUCUCGCUCAACUACACCCCUCUGAUCCAGAUCUCCCUUCCCCUGCCCUACUUCGACCGGGUCGCCUACACCGUCCAGCUCGAGGGCAUCCGCGUCGGCGACAACCUCCUACCGAUCCCCAAGUCGGUGCUCGUCCCCGACCACACCGGCGCCGGGCAGACCAUGGUCGACUCCGGCACCCAGUUCACCUUCCUCCUCGGCCCCGCCUACGACGCGCUGAAGUCGGAGUUCUCGCGGCAGACGAGCGGCGCGCUCGUCCCCCUGGACGAGCCGGACUUCGUCUUCCAGGGGGCGUUCGACCUCUGCUUCCGGCUCCCGGCGGAGAGGGACGCGCCGCCGCCGGGACUUCCUACGGUGGUACUCCUGCUCCGCGGCGGAGCGGAAGUGGCAGUGGCGGGGGAGCGCCUGCUGUACCGUGCGGCGGGCGACGCACCCGGCUCCGACGCUGUGUGGUGCUUCACGUUCGGCAACUCGGACUUGGUGCCGCUGUCAGCGUACGUGAUCGGACACCACCAUCAGCAGAACGUGUGGGUGGCGUACGACCUGGAGAACGCCCGUGUCGGGUUCGCGCCGGCGCGCUGCGACCAGGCGAGUCGCCUACUGGGCGUUGCGAGCACAUGACCUUCAUCAUCAUCAGCUUCCUCCAUUCGAUUCCUUUCCCCACAAUGGCGGAGCUUUGCAGAAACACAUCAAGUUACGAGGGUUAGAGCCUGUGUGUAUACGUGCCUUCUUCCACUGCCACAUUCAUCAUGCUUAGACUCAUAUGAACUUUGAUGUCGUUUUCUCGA
Molecule: messenger RNA, 2300 nt
Organism: Musa acuminata AAA Group (dessert banana)
Lineage: Eukaryota; Viridiplantae; Streptophyta; Magnoliopsida; Zingiberales; Musaceae
Product: aspartic proteinase PCS1-like
Exons: 2
Coding region: 772-2133 (453 amino acids)
Biological process (GO): proteolysis
Molecular function (GO): aspartic-type endopeptidase activity
Source: RefSeq, a predicted model, not a curated record